Molecule: messenger RNA, 2435 nt
Organism: Linum trigynum
Lineage: Eukaryota; Viridiplantae; Streptophyta; Magnoliopsida; Malpighiales; Linaceae
Source: the annotation of a GenBank genome assembly
UUAAUACGAACAUUUCGACAUAAUUUUUUUUAAUUUAGACAUAUUUUUUUCAUCACUAAUUAAGUAUGACAUCAUCAAUUAUAAAAUCACAAUAAUACGAGGAGACAAAAACACAGCUUUCCAAACAAGCAUUUGCUAAAAUCAGAAAAAAAGGUUGUCAUUUCCCAUCCGCCACUUCCCCCCACCAUUUGUCUCAUCUGGUGGGUUUUCCCACCCACUAUACCCACAAAACCCAUUUAAUCCCCUAUUCCCCCCACAUUGUGGUCACAUUUCCCCUUUUUCACACAAAAUCAACCCACACUGUGGGUGGUCUUACCGAAUAUUGAAUUUCAUGAUCGUAUGGAAUCCUCGGGCGUCGAAUCAUUCCACCUGCCCCAAUCCGCACCUUCCUUUCCGAGAAUCGCGAUGGAAAAUGUCAAAUGCCGGCAAACGGACCGACGGAGAGUUAGGGUGGGAUUUCGACGGUAUCCUUGAAUUUAGGACUCCAAUCGUAGGAUCCAUCGGACUCAAAGGGUUUCCGAAUCCAGGAAUCGCCGGCAAUCUCUAGAACGAAAGUGGAAGGACAGCCGAGUACAUCCAUGGCUACUGAGUUCGAUUACCGCCGCUGAACUCAUUGGACAGCCAAAGAAGGAGGAGCCGUUCUCAUCGAUCUCCGAGACUCCGACCAUGUUUUCUUUGGUACAUAUCAACAACCGAUGGGCCGGGCCUCGGACCAUACUCCUGAUCCAUAAAUCAAGCGAGCCAUGUUGGGCUGAAAUGAGGUAUCAAGCCCAAACAACUUAGUCACAAACUUAAAUGGUCAAUGUUAAGGUGCCGCUGUUAAAAUUGCGACACCGGUAACGCCACUUUUAAUUGGUCCACAUGGACUGUGACGUGGCAUGGGCUGGGUUCAUAAAAUCCCAACCCAACCCCAAUGACCUGUUAGAAGUGGCCCAAACCAUCACCAAGUAACAGAGAACUAUUCUCCGUCCAACGCUUUUUCUGUUUUUUUCCUUCACUUAAUUAAAUUACAAUUAAUUUUUUGCGGCAGAAAUAGGGAAAGAAAGAUGGGUCUCCAAAGUCCAAACGAAGGCCAUUUUCUUCCCCGACCUAGUUCCACCGGUCUUCGCUCUACUAUUGAAAAUGGAAAACUAAAAUUGAUUACUCUCAAUCCUUCCCUUCCUCGUUUCCCAUUUACUAAAACCUAAUUCAUUAUCCCCCGGAAACUAACAAUCAAGUCUCCGUCUUAUGGCUCAGAAUCUGUGGAGUUCUCCUGAUCGACCUCUGGUGGUGGGCGGCGAAUCAACGGUUGUUUAUAAUGGACAAAGAAGAAGCACACAACCUCAGGUCGUUGGCGACGGUGAUGAAUCAGUCGACUUUAGGCUUUGUCAAUGGUAUACAGUGCUUCAAUGCUGGAGUUUGGAUUGGCGACUGUGAAGUUCGCCGGAGUAGAAUCAGACGCGUGAGAGAAGAGAUGUAGAAGAGGAAUUUUAUGGUGUUUGGUUUUCGUUUUUUUUUUUCUUUUUCGGGAGACAAACUGCGCCGUUAGUUUGAAGUUGGGUAUUUCCACUUUUAAAUGGGCCAACAAGUUUGGACAGAUAUAAUCAUAUUAACCAGCGCCACAUCACCUUCACGUGGCCCAACUAUAAUUGGCGUCACCGAUGCCGCACAUUUUACAAUGGUACCGUAAUAUUAGCCAACUUAAAUAUAUAAUUAUUAAUUAUUAUAUGUAAUUAACCCCGCCAUUCACCCAAAUAUAGGGAUGCCAAUAGGGAUGACAAUGAGGCAACCCGACCCAUUGCCAUCCCUAUAAUUUUUUUUUUCAUCAUCAAAACACCCAAACGUCCACAUUUGAAGAGUCCCUCUUUCUUCUUCCGGGCUCACUCUCCAAACUGCAUCGUCCAUCUUCUUCCUCACCGCCGCCGUCGUAGUUCUCCGCCCUCAGCCAGUUCUGUAAGUUUUCAUAUUCCCAAAGAAUGCAACUGAUUUUGCCUGAAAUCCCUUUUGUGUAUUUAGUUCUUUUCCCCGGUGGAUAGUUGUAGUUAGAAGGGUAGUACAUCAUGAUUCUUGUUUCCGGUGGCAGAAAUCGGGACAAAACUUGGUUAGUCCAAUCAAUCCGUGGAACACCUCCUUCUUUGAUCCAUUGAAUCACCCGAUUCGAGCACUAAGAGUCAAUGGGGUUCUUGUAACCGAGAAAGCUGCAUUAGCCCGGGCUAUUGCAGAUUACUUCAAGCAGCUAUAUCAUGAACCGUGGAUCGAUCGAUCGGCCUUUUCCAGCAUCCAUUGUCCUUGGCCCUAAUGGAGUUUCCUGCGAAGUGGAUAUCGUGGAUUAGAACGUGCAUAUCGGUGUUCUUGUAAAUGUCAGAAGACUGUGAGAAACAGAAAUAGAGUUAGUUUGAAGGGUUAAUAUUUUCGUAUGGCCUGAACUUUUAUCAAAAUAACAUCCUGGCCAAUCU